This is a messenger RNA of Diaporthe amygdali, 876 nucleotides long. RefSeq names its product ras-2 protein. Gene Ontology annotation, biological process: signal transduction. NCBI's taxonomy places the organism in Eukaryota, Fungi, Ascomycota, Sordariomycetes, Diaporthales, Diaporthaceae. Gene Ontology annotation, molecular function: GTPase activity; GDP binding; GTP binding. The record is from RefSeq and is a predicted model, not a curated record. Gene Ontology annotation, cellular component: plasma membrane. The transcript is spliced from 4 exons. The coding region runs from base 1 to 876 and encodes 291 amino acids.
AUGGCUGGAAGAUUUACAACACCGCACAAGAUCGUGGUGCUGGGCGAUGGUGGUGUAGGCAAGACUGCCCUGACCAUUCAACUGUGUCUACAACAUUUCAUAGAGACCUAUGACCCCACGAUCGAGGACUCGUACCGCAAACAAGUCGUCAUAGACGGGCAAGCAUGCAUGCUUGAGGUUCUCGACACAGCCGGCCAAGAAGAGUACACUGCGUUGCGGGACCAAUGGAUUCGAGACGGCGAGGGGUUCGUUCUGGUGUACAGCAUUUCCUCUCGGUCGUCCUUCUCCCGGAUCAAAAGAUUCCAUCAUCAGAUCUAUCGAGUCAAGGAGUCUACAGGAGGCUCGUCGUCAUAUCCUGGCUCGCCGAUGGCCGCCGCCGGUGGCCCGAUCAAUGUCCCCAUCAUGUUGGUUGGUAACAAGAGCGACCGAGUGACCGAGCGCGAGGUAUCGACGCAAGAAGGCCACGCUCUGGCGCGCGAACUGGGGUGUGAAUUUGUCGAGGCGUCAGCGAAGAACUGCAUCAAUGUUGAGAAGGCCUUCUUUGACGUUGUGAGAAUAAUAAGGCGGCAAAAUGCGGCCUCGUACUCUUCAGGCGGCGGGUCCAGGCCAGCCAACGGCGCGGCCCCAGGCCGUCGUGACACCAUGCCCGAGGACAGGCGAUACAGAAGGAAGGGAGACAAGAACCACGGCAACAUGGUACAGAUCGUGCUACCGAUUACGACUACUGGUGUUUACGGAGUUCAAUGGGUCUGGGACCCAAAGUGCGACGACGUGUUGAUGUCGCUACGCGAGGAAAACGAAACAGCUCGCCUGUCGGACAAUAUCCAGCUCCUGGGCGAGGGCUCGCAAAGCGGCGGACGGGUUCAGGGCGAGUGA